ACGUUUGUCCGGUCACAGGGUCAGGGCUUAAAUAUAGGGCUUAAAUGCAGACCGUAUGUGCAGACUCAGGUGGUGCAGUGGUCUUCAGUCUAGCUGGUCUUUGAGUUUCAUCUCGUCAGGAAACCCUACUGUCACAAGAUGAAAUUGGCAUUAGCUCUCAUUGUUGCACUCCAGGUGUCGCUGUGCCUGUGUGAAAUUCCAGAACCCGAUCAGGAGCUCGUGGAAAAGUAUGACGGUUUAAAAACAGUGUUCCUCAAGAGGCUUGCUAAUGCCUAUGCGAAUGUCCAUACCACCCUUGAGAAACUGGCUGAAGGUACAAUCACAGGCGAGAAGGUGAAGGAACUCGCAAAGGAUGCCAAUGAAAAUGAGAGGCUGCAAGCCAUUUCUAAGCUGGCCGUUGCUGUGUUUGAGGAGGUGCAGCCUGCCAUAGAUAAGGCACGUAAGGCUGCUCUUGGCAUCUACGGAGAAUUCCUGCGUCCCUACUUCGGCAUUUACCUGGACACUGCCAUCAACAACAUCAAACCCGUGCUGGACACAUGGCUGCCUGCUGAAAGCCAUUAAAACCAAGGCCACAUGACCUCCACCCACUUCCCCUGCACCUCUGCCUGUGCUGCCUGGGAUGCUUUAGCUUUAGCUAUUGAUUUCAAAAUUUCACCCAAAAAUUUCAUAGAUGUGCAAUGUUCCAUGGCUUUACCAGAUACAGCAGAAGAAAUAACAAUGUGAUCAGUAGUCAUGUGCAGGUAUAGAUCAUAGGUGUGUACUGUAUAUAACUGUAUAUUAUGAUGCUCUCCUGUACAUGCAUACACAGGCUAACAUUUGUGCAGCAUUAAUAAAGAAUAAAAACAA
Molecule: messenger RNA, 846 nt
Organism: Silurus meridionalis
Lineage: Eukaryota; Metazoa; Chordata; Actinopteri; Siluriformes; Siluridae
Gene: apoa2
Product: apolipoprotein A-II
Exons: 4
Coding region: 139-561 (140 amino acids)
Source: RefSeq, a predicted model, not a curated record